Passer montanus (Eurasian tree sparrow) is the source of this 3257-nucleotide messenger RNA. RefSeq names its product CTD small phosphatase 1 (gene CTDSP1). The transcript is spliced from 7 exons. The coding region runs from base 840 to 1616 and encodes 258 amino acids. Lineage: Eukaryota; Metazoa; Chordata; Aves; Passeriformes; Passeridae. The record is from RefSeq and is a predicted model, not a curated record. Gene Ontology annotation, molecular function: RNA polymerase II CTD heptapeptide repeat phosphatase activity.
AUAUAUGUAUUGAUAAUAGAGACUCAUUAAUUGCCCAGAUAAUUGGGGGAUUUCAGGAGAAAGAACGACAGAAAAACGCGGCGGUUACUGGUGCAGUAACACCUGUAAGCCGCACGGCUGGCCUGGGCAGGCAGUGCGGGGUGUGCCCUCGGGGGGAAUGGGGACCCCCAGCCUCGAGCCGCUAGUCCGGGGACCCUGCUCCUGGGGACACCCAGCAUGGCGGGACGCGUACAAAUGGGACAUGUACAUACGGGAUGUGUACAAAUGGGACACGUACAUAUGGGAUGUGUACAAAUGGGAUGUGUACAAAUGCGACACGUACAUAUGGCGGGGCAGCUGCAGAGGGACCCCCGGGCUGCAGCUGGAGCGGGCUGCCAGCAGGACUCAUCCCCUCUCCACGCUCUCUCAGCGGGGCGGGGAGUGCGGGAGAGCCCGGCGGCGCGACGGGCACUCCUGCACGGUCACCAUUAUUAACGCGGCUGUCCUUCCCGGCCAAACCACGGCACACUCCCCGUCUGGGUCCCAGUCCGGCGCGGCCGGACCCCCUCUCCUGCCGGGCGGCGCGGGUGCCGGGAGGAGGGAGAGGAGGAGGAGGAGGAGGGAGAAGGAGGAGGGCCCCCCCGCCGCCGUUGCCCUUUUAAGGGGUUCCUUGAAACCGCGCCCGGGAUCCAUGUUUGCAGCCCCAGCCCGGGCGGAGGAAACUCCAUGUUGUAACAAAGUUUCCUCCGCGGCGCCGCUCCCGCGCCCGCCGCCCCGCGCCGCCGCCGGCCCCCGCCCCGCCUCCCCCCCGGGGGCCGCGCCGGGGGGGGCCGCCCCCUCCCGCCCCCUCCCCGGCGCCCAUGGAGCACCAGUCCAUCAUCGCCCAGGUCAGCCGGGAGGAGGGGAGCGCCCCGCUUCAGGAGAAAGGUACCCAGACCCCUGCCAAGAAGCCUCGAAGCCGCAGCAUUCUGCAGUCCCUGUUCUGCUGCCUGUGCCGCGAUGAAGGGGAGCCCUGCGCUGGCACCACCGGCGCGCCGCUGCUGGUGGAGGAGAACGGGGCACUGCCCAAGGCUGCUGUCAAGCACCUGCUGCCCGAGAUCAAGCCGCAGGACGCCAGCAAGCUCUGCGUGGUCAUCGACCUGGAUGAGACCCUGGUGCACAGCUCCUUCAAGCCAGUGAACAACGCCGACUUCAUCAUUCCCGUGGAAAUCGAUGGCAUCAUGCACCAGGUGUACGUGCUCAAGCGGCCGCAUGUGGACGAGUUUCUGCAGCACAUGGGCGAGCUCUUCGAGUGUGUGCUCUUCACUGCCAGCCUGGCCAAGUAUGCAGACCCUGUGGCUGACCUGCUGGAUAAAUGGGGGGCUUUCCGGGCACGACUCUUCCGCGAAUCCUGCGUUUUCCAUCGCGGCAACUACGUGAAGGACCUGAGCCGCCUGGGCCGUGACCUGCGCCGGAUCAUCAUCGUGGACAACUCGCCCGCCUCCUACAUCUUCCACCCCGAUAACGCUGUGCCCGUGGCCUCCUGGUUCGAUAACAUGGCGGACACAGAACUGCUGGACCUGCUGCCCUUCUUCGAGAGGCUCAGCAAGGUGGAGGACGUGUACGCAGUGCUCAAGAAGCAGCGGACUAACAGCUAAUGGCCCCCCCACCCUCCGGGUGCUGCCGACGGGCUCCGCCGGGGGAGCCAGGUGCCUUAUUCCGGGGGAGGGAGGGUCCCGGUGUGCCCGCAUCGUCCUCCCCAGCCCCGCUGGGCGCGGGUGCCCGCCGUGCCUGCUGGUGGUGGGAGAUGCGGGUGCCCCCGCCAGGAAGCUGGGUGCCCCCCUUCUCAGAGGAGGGGGGCCGUGGGUGACCCACUGCCUUGCUGUGCUGAGGACCUACUGGGGGGUCCCAUCCUCCCCCACUGUCCAGCUCCUGCCCCCUUCCCCCCAGCCUGUGUCCCCCCUCCACGGAACGGUUCUCAGGUCCUUUUCCCCUCUGUCCCCCGAUUGGGGAGGGGGGCGGGGUCAGCUGCUGCUGCUUUCCACUGCCUUUGGGAGGACUGGAUCCCUCCAUCCAGACUCUGCCUGCUGGGAGGCUGGCAGCCCUGUCUGCCGAGGCUACAGGACAGGUAACACCUUGUCACCCUCCGAAAACGCAGGGACUUGUGGCCUUGGCCGCCAUGCCCUUAACUCUGCCCCGGGUGCAGCUGAUCCCCUCGUGGGGGGCACGUCCUUGCCUCUCUUCGUGCCUGCUGCCCCGCCUGGGGGCUGUGUUUGGCAGGGGCAGCCCAGCCUCAGGGCUGAGCCCCCGGGCACAAAUGCCUCCCACGUGCCUUGGGACGCCGUGUCUCUGUCCCCCUUAGCCCUGCAAGGGGUGUGCCUGGGCGGGGGCUCUUUACUUGCCCCCUCCAACUUCAGUUCCUUCUCAUUUUGGGGGAGAGGUGGCCUCCCCCCUCUCCAGUUACACUGUGUCACUGGGAGCCACUCUGGUCACCAAGAGAAGGGUCCCCUCCCAUGGUGGGGGGCACACCCCCUACUCCAUAUCCAUCUGCAGCUUCCCCAGAGGCUGCUGGUCCUGGGAGAGAGGGACCCCCGUGCCAGCCUUAAUGUGCCCCUCCCAGCCUUGCCCCAGUCCCCCUGCUGGGAGGGGCUGGGGGACACUGCAGCCCCCCCGUAGCCCGGGGUUGCCCUGACCCCCGUGGGGUUGGACUUGUGCCAGGGUGUCCCCCAGCUUUGAGGGUCUGGGGGCUCUCAGGGAGGGUUUUUCUGGGGGGAGGCGCUGAGCUCAGCCAGGCCUUUUUUAAUGUCACAAUAUGGACAAUGCCUCAUAUCUUUUUAGAGGGAAAAGCAACGGUUUCCCAAAAAAAUCAUGGGUGCCUUUUUAGCGCUGUGGCAGCGCAGGGGCGGGGCAGUAUUUGGGGGGUGGGUGUGAAGGGUUUUAGCUUUCAGGUGCUGUCCAGCCAGCUCCUGCUGGCACUGCCCUGCUCCCGGUGCUGGGGGUGAGCAGGGGGCCCCCAGCCCCCCGCAGCCCUGCCCUGUGCCUGGAUCCCUGCCAGCCCCGGGCCUCAUCCUGCCCUGCCAGCAGGGUCGAACUCAGCACUUUAUGUUAGACAAGUCAAAGGGCGCCGCUGCCCAGCGAGUGCCUCUGGGUGCUGCGGAGUACAGCCCAGGAGUGCGGCCCUGCCCUGGGCACCCUUGGGAGCUCUGGGGGAUGCAGAGGCAGCACGGGGGGCUGGGGAGGGCUGGGGUACCAGAUCCAAGUGCCUUCAUGUGAUUAAAGCUGUCAAACCAUCUUGGAAA